Messenger RNA from Puntigrus tetrazona (Sumatra barb), 3096 nucleotides. RefSeq names its product immunoglobulin superfamily, member 8 (gene igsf8). Lineage: Eukaryota; Metazoa; Chordata; Actinopteri; Cypriniformes; Cyprinidae. The record is from RefSeq and is a predicted model, not a curated record. The transcript has 6 exons. The coding region runs from base 285 to 2129 and encodes 614 amino acids.
CGGGUCGUUUGGACGACGUGCUCGCGAGGGGGGGGGAGAAAAAAAGAGGCGUAAAUGAGCGACAGCGAACGGAACGCCUAACCGUUCGCGCGAUUGCAGUGCCGGUUUACAGCGCGCGCUCUCCGGGACGUAAUCCGCGGGAAAAUCGGCGGCUCGCGCGUUGCUCGGCCGUGACUCGACGAACGCUUGGUUUCAGCACCGGCCCCGGGACAGCACGCGUUAGCAUGUGUUUCUACUCUAGUAAAACGGUGUAAACGCCCGUGUGUCGCGGAGAUCGGCGAGGAAUGGCAUCGCGGUGGAUCGCGUUCAUCGCUUUGCUGUGGGAGUUUCAGCGCUGCGUGUGCCGCGAGGUCACUCUUCCCACCGGGCCGCUGUAUCGGGUCGCAGGCUUCUCGCUGUCCCUUCCCUGCGCCGUUUCGGCCUACGAAGGCCCACGGACGCAGGAUUUCGAGUGGUAUCUGUACCGGGAGGAUGCUGAGGGCCGUCAGAUCGGCGUGGUGUCCACGCGAGACGACGGCUUCCCGUACGUGCCGUUCCAGGCUCGCGUGCAGGCCGGCGAGGUUCGAGUCGAGAGGGAUUCAGGAGACAAAGCCAGACUGAUCAUCCAGAGGCUCCGGUCAGAGGAUCAGGGCCGUUACGAGUGUUACACGCCCAGCACCGACACCCGCUUCCUGGGGAACUACAGCUCAUCGGUGGCGGUCAAAGUGAUUCCCGACACGCUGCUCAUAACACACUCUCGCAUCCUGAGCGGUCAGCCCGUUACCGAAGGCACGGAGCUCCAGCUGACCUGCGCCGCCUCGGUCCAGUCGGAUCAGCACACUCACGUGUCCGUCACGUUCGGCGUGCGCAGCGCCAGGGGCCCGGAGUCUCUGGGGCACAACCUCCGGGAGAUCAUCGGCGUGGACCGCGAGCUGCGCGUGACGCCGGGCCGCAGCGGAGCCUACGGGAAGAGAUACCGGGACGGGGAGAUGACCGUGGAGAAGCGGAAGGGCGACGGAGGCCGCGAUCUCUACGUGCUGAAGAUGAGCGCUCUGGCACCCGAGGAUUCUGGCUCGUAUUUUUGCGAGGCGGCUCAGUGGAUCAGAGAUCCGGAUGGGAAGUGGGAACGCAACGCACAGAGGACCAUGGAGCUCGGGAACCUCACCGUUCAGCCGCUGGCGGAGACCCUGAGCGUGCGCUCCUCCCCGGAGGGCGUGGUGUCCCUGCGGCCCGGCGCUCCGCUCCGCCUCGGCUGUCAGGUGUCGGGCGUGGGAGCGUGGAAGCGCUCGGCGCUGCAGGUGCAGUGGAUGCGGCGCGGGCCGGCGGGCGGCGUGGAGGUGGAGGUGGCCCGUCUGGAUCCCGAGGGCGUGGUGACCUGGGGAGACGAUCUCAGCCGGGCCGGAGGAGGCGGCAUGGAGAAGGAGUCCGAAGGGAGCUUCUCUCUGCGCCUGUUCUCCGUCCGCCCCGCUGACGCCGGACUCUACCGCUGCGCCGUGAGCGUCUACGCCGGGAGAAGAACACCAGCCCCGGAGAGUCCAGCCACCGUCACGCAGAGAUCCGAGUGGGUCACGGUCAGCCUGAAGACCGAAGAGGUGCGUGUUUCAGCCAGCAUUGAUUUGCCGCGCCGGCCGCUCCUGAAGCGCGGCAGCACCGUCACCCUGCUCUGUAACGUCUCCGUGGAAGCCAGCGGCGCUUCACGAGUCGAGGUCCAGUGGCUUCGGACACCCGAGGAGCCGGCGAGGAAAGGCGCUGCGCUCUCGGAGGACGGCGGAGGCCGGCUCCUGGCGACUCUGACCCACGACGGCCUGACGCUCCUCUACGGCAACGGCAGCGAGCUGAGCGCGGACCGUCUGUCCGCCCGCUGCUUCCGCCUGAGGAUCUUCUCGGCUGAGGAGGAGGACCAGGGACACUAUCGGUGUCGGGCCGAGGUCUGGGCGCAGGAUCCUCGCGGUGGAUGGUACGGCACCGGCGCUGAAGCCCAGUCACUGUCCACACACCUGUACCUUUACGCCCGAGUCACCGAUCUGCUGCUCUUGCCUCUCGUGAUCGGCGUGUCGUCGGCUCUGUUCGUGGGGAUCUUGAUCAUCGCCACCGUGACCUGCUGCUUUAUGAACAAACUGGCGAGACAGCGCUCACGCGCACGGAAGUAGGAAGUAUGAGAGAGACUUUCACGGAAAAGCAUUCAGUGAAUAGAGCGGGGUUUAAACCGGUAGUGUUGACAUAAUGUGCGCUCGCAAUCAGAGAAGAGAUCGGAGCGAUAACACGUCACGAUUUACUAUUAAUGGAUGCUAACAGUUACACACACACACACACACACACGCACGCGCACGCCGCACGCACGUCGAUGCACUUCAAGCUGUGACAUUGUGAUUUGCACUGUUUCUAUUCAUUCCACUUUGACAGAAGUUGAAUAUUAAUCUGUGCGCGUUUGCCGAACGCAUGAAAGCACGUCUGGACGAGAGUCUCAACGCAGGUAUGUCCUGGAGAACCACUAAUGAUUAAUCCAGCACUGAAAUCGCUCACUCGUACUUCAACAGAACACUUGUUAGCAUAAAACACCUUCGUGGCACUGCGAGGCCCGCCGUAUUCUUCAUCUUUUGACGUUUUGUAAUAGAAUGAAACGCUCCGAGCUGUUCCAGUGAGUCGGGAGCAGGUCCCUCUCUAGUGCAUGUUUGUUUUUCAGUGACGUGUUCAUAAAGUUACUUCAUUCCUCUGCGUUGUAAAUGGUGAAUUUCACAAUGAAAUGCCUGGGUCAGAUUUUACCUCAAAAACCUAAGGGGAAAAAUCGCUUUUGCAUCUGAUCAAAAAUUUUUUUAUUUUUGAAGGAUUUUGUUUUGUUUUCAUAACAUUAUUAUGUAAACUGAAGCUCAUUUAAAUCCUAAAUGGACCUUGUGUGGGAUAUGUGGCAUUAGUUCAGUACAGCAAAUACUAAAAUACUAUUUUAAUUGUGCUUUAAGAUAUUUAAUAUUCACGAUUAUGAUAAUCAUCAUUAAGCGCAUCCAAAAUAUUUUUUUGAUUACACAACAUAAAUGAGUGCACUGUUUAUAUUUAUGUAUAUAUAAAUAUACACACAUUCAUAUAUGAAUAUAUAUAUGUGUGUGUGUGUGUGUGUGUGUG